Molecule: messenger RNA, 641 nt
Organism: Dryobates pubescens (Downy woodpecker)
Lineage: Eukaryota; Metazoa; Chordata; Aves; Piciformes; Picidae
Product: lysozyme g
Exons: 5
Coding region: 42-641 (199 amino acids)
Biological process (GO): peptidoglycan catabolic process; defense response to Gram-positive bacterium
Cellular component (GO): extracellular region
Molecular function (GO): lysozyme activity
Source: RefSeq, a predicted model, not a curated record
UCUUUUCAGGUCUCCUGGGGCAGCUGAAGAGAGCCAUCACCAUGAUCCCCACACUGCUCUUACUAGGCCUUAUGGCCCUUAUCGCUCCAACCAUGAGUAGCAGUUGCUAUGGUGAUAUAAGCACUCUUCAAGUCCCCACAAUCUCCUGUACACCUGUAAGAGCCCCAGACUGUGGAUAUACCAUAGUACGGAGAAUUGCUGAGGCAGACAUUGUGCGCCUGAGGAAAUAUGAGAUCCCAAUUAAGAGAGUAGCCAGAAGGCUGUGCUUGGACCCAGCACUCAUUGCUGGCAUCAUCUCGCAGGAGAGCCGUGCCGGCCUGCUCCUGGACAAUGGCUGGGACCAGGGACGGCACAGGUACGGCUUGAUGCAGCUCGGCGGACAGCAACAACACCUUUAUGGAUUGUGGGAUAGUGAAGAACACAUACAUCAGGGCUCUACUGUAUUGGUUCUUGCAAUUAAUGAUGUACGGGCAAGACAUCCUACCUGGACCUGGGACCGGCAGCUGAGAGGGGGAAUCUGCACCUACCGUGCACGAAUGGGCAACCUCCAGAUCUAUGAAGACGACCCAUGUGACAGAGACAACUACUAUGCUGACAGUGUGAUUAGCCGAGCCCAGUACUUCAAGAGACACGGGUUCUAG